AUGAGUGAUAACACUUGGAGUAAGCUUCCGGACAUUACCGCACAACUGGCGCGUCUCCAUUAUGAAAGGCCCAUUCAAACUCUCCGGAAUGGUGAAAUCCUAUUUGAAGGCGGUCCAGAGAAGGGAAACGGCUUUGGUUUGAUUUCUUAUGAUCCAAAGCUUGAUGAAAGAACUAGAGUUUUAAGGAUACAUGGUUUUCCUUAUAGCCGUGACCUGGAAACUUAUAUUGAGACUAUAGUUUCAGUUAACUCUGGCACUUAUGUUGCGCAACAAGGAAAAGAGGAAACUGAUGACGAGGAAACAGAUGACGACGAUUAUGGGAGAGAAGAAUUCAUCAUUGAUCUAGUUCUUGGGUUCCUGUUGUUGUUGAAGUUAAUUGCCGAAGAUGAAUCAGAAAAAAAGAGUAAAUCUAAAAAGAAAACUGUUUCUGAUGAACAAGAAGAAAUUGAUAGUGUCGAAACACUGAAGGAGAUGCAAAUCAAGGCAAAGGGAGAUGCUCUAAAGAAGAGUAAGAAAGGCUCUGAUCCCGAAGCAACCCCGUCAAGGAAGUCGCAGAGAUUAAAAGAUCAGGUGUCACCUCAAGUACCGCCUAGUUCACCUAGGCCUGAAAAAGCUACUAAGGGAAAAAAGAAAGCAAAGAAAGCUGCACCAAAGGAAGUAUCGGGUGAUGAUACAGAUAAUGAGGAUGAUAAUACAAAUGAUUCCGAAGAUGUGAGGCAAGUUGUUGAUCAUCAGAAGAAAAGAAAAAGACAUGAACCCAAACAAUCGAAAGACCUGGAAAGGAUGAAGAAGAAGCAAAUCGAAAGAUCCCAAAGCACGGGUAACAAAGGUGUGGAUAGAUGAUAUUGAAAGGCUGGGUGGAAAAACUUGAUAAGAAAGGUCAUGAAGAGGAAGUUGUCCGCCUUAUCUUCCUUUACAUGCUAGUCGUCUUGUUCUUUUGUCGUUCAAGUGGAGACAAUUUAGAUGUCUCGUAUGUUGGUUUGGUUAAGGAUUUGUAAACCAUGGACUCUGUCUCUUUUCCUGAUCUUAUUCAUGAACACCUGAUGGAGAGCAUCAAGACUGUCAAAAGAAACAAUCUUCAUAUCAGGAAUUGCAGUGGUUGCACUAUAUAUUCUCUUCUUUGGUUGGCUGAGCAUUCUAACAUAGAUGAGAUAUCAUCAGACAUCGUCAAAGUCAUUUCCAAUGCUACACCGAGAGCUUCAAAGUGGGACUUGGCAGCAAUGAAGAAACCAAUGCUCAAGAAGA
Papaver somniferum (opium poppy) is the source of this 1245-nucleotide messenger RNA. Its product is annotated as nucleolin-like. Bases 1 to 843 code for a protein of 280 amino acids. Lineage: Eukaryota; Viridiplantae; Streptophyta; Magnoliopsida; Ranunculales; Papaveraceae. The record is from RefSeq and is a predicted model, not a curated record. The transcript is spliced from 7 exons.